GGGCCGCCCCGGCAGAUGGGCUUAGGCUGGAGCAGCGCGGAGGAGCGGCAGCCGCUCCUGCGGCCCCCGCCGCCCCCAACGGCAGCGCAGCGGCGGCCGCAGCCUCGGGGGCCGGCGGGGGGCCCGGCCGUGCCGGUUCCCGUUCGGCGGUUGGCGCCGGCCGCGGGCCGCGUGUACGGGCGGCGGUGGUUGGUGCUGUUGCUCUUCUCGCUGCUGGGCUUCUCGCAGGGCCUGGUGUGGAACAGCUGGGGCCCCAUCCAGAACUCGGCCCGCCUGGCCUUCGGUUUCAGCGGCUGGGACAUCGCCCUGCUCGUCUUCUGGGGGCCCAUCGGCUUCGUGCCCUGCUUCUUCUUCAUGUGGCUGAUGGACAAGAAGGGUCUUAGAGUGACUGUAUUACUAACAUCAUCACUCAUGGUUUUGGGAGCUGGCCUAAGAUGUGUUCCAGUUUCAGACCUGGAACUAAGGAAGAAGCUGAUUCAUGGAGGGCAGCUGUUAAAUGGCUUGGCGGGGCCAACUGUGAUGAACGCAGCCCCGUUUCUUUCCACAACGUGGUUCUCUCCAGACGAACGUGCGACAGCAACGGCAAUUGCCUCCCUGCUCAAUUACCUGGGCUGUGCUGGCGCGUUUUUAGUGGGACCUCUUGUGGUGCCAUCUCCUAAUGGAACCUCGCACCUCCCGCUGUUGUCACAGAGCAGCACCGAGCACAUCAAGGACCGCAUUGAGGCUGUGCUCUAUGCAGAAUUUGGGAUGGUUUCCUUGAUAUUUUCCGCAGCGUUGGCCUACUUCCCCUCACGCCCUCCAUUCCCUCCCAGUGUGGCUGCAGCUAGUCAGCGGCUUAGCUACAGGAGGAGCUUCUGCAGACUCUUAAGCAAUUUCCGAUUCUUGAUGAUUGCUUUAGCCUAUGCUAUACCACUGGGUGUUUUCUCUGGCUGGUCUGGCGUUCUGGAUUUGAUAUUAACACCAGUUCAUGUGAGCCAAGUAGAUGCAGGCUGGAUUGGAUUUUGGUCUAUAGUUGGAGGCUGCGUUGUUGGCAUAGCAAUGGCAAGAUUUGCAGAUUUUAUUAGGGGCAUGCUGAAAUUUAUUCUGCUGCUGCUUUUAUCUGGAGCAACGUUAGCAUCAACCUGGUUCACUCUCACCUGUCUAACUAGUGUCACCCAUCUGCCUUUAACCACAGCCACACUGUAUACAUCCUGUAUUUUGUUGGGCAUAUUUCUCAACAGCAGCAUACCAAUAUUCUUUGAGCUCUUUGUGGAAACAGUCUACCCUGUUCCAGAAGGAAUUACCUGUGGAGUUGUCACCUUUUUGAGUAAUGUGUUUAUGGGAGUGCUUUUGUUUUUCCUCACGUUUUACCACACAGAGUUCUCCUGGUUCAACUGGUGCCUCCCAGGAUCAUGUCUGCUCAGCCUGCUCCUCAUCCUGUGCUUCCGGGAAUCCUACGACAGACUCUAUCUCGACGUCGUUGUCUCUGUUUGAUAACACAGGACUGCUGACAGGUUGGGAGAGACUGAGUUGACUUUUACAGUCUGCACAUCUGCCUGGAUUUGCACAGCUAGCCAGAGGGGGGAAAAAAAAUACAAGGUAUAAUUGUGGCUUUAUUAGUGCAGGUGAGGACAGGAUGUUUCUUACAUUCAAGCCCACUCAAUUUGCAUUCAUUACAGGCAGAUGAACGUGCAACUUGAGUGGUCAUAAAGAUGCCUGAAAUGCACAAGAAGAAUAUAUCUGAUGUACAGUUUCCAGUGUCUGACCUGGGUUCCUCUAUUUGAAGGCUGUUUUGUUCAUGUAGCAGUGAGGUGUAUGUUAGUGUGAGUGUGUGUGAGAGAGCCAACUCAAGGUAGUAUGCACUGGGGUACUGGUAACUUUUGAGUCUUCUAUCAGAAUAGGAACAGUGAAUAAUCUCACAAAAAAAAAAAAAAAAAAAAAAAAAA
Molecule: messenger RNA, 1925 nt
Organism: Lagopus leucura (white-tailed ptarmigan)
Lineage: Eukaryota; Metazoa; Chordata; Aves; Galliformes; Phasianidae
Gene: SLC49A4
Product: solute carrier family 49 member 4
Exons: 9
Coding region: 16-1473 (485 amino acids)
Cellular component (GO): intracellular membrane-bounded organelle; membrane
Source: RefSeq, a predicted model, not a curated record